Molecule: messenger RNA, 6739 nt
Organism: Cyclopterus lumpus (lumpfish)
Lineage: Eukaryota; Metazoa; Chordata; Actinopteri; Perciformes; Cyclopteridae
Gene: myo9b
Product: myosin IXb
Exons: 41
Coding region: 259-5940 (1893 amino acids)
Biological process (GO): intracellular signal transduction
Cellular component (GO): myosin complex
Molecular function (GO): ATP binding; GTPase activator activity; microfilament motor activity
Source: RefSeq, a predicted model, not a curated record
UUCGUGUGUGUUCGUGUGCGGACACAUCUAGGAAGUAACGUUCGCCCAACUUUUCGAUUCCGGGACGACGCGGAGACGUUAAUUUCGAUUUUCUUAAAGAAACUGUAGUUUGUGAGAGCGUUGAAGUUAAUCUACCUUUUUAGUCAUUUAAAACCGGUAAUAAGCAGCUUCUCGGCGCACCUUUUUAGGGGAAGCUCAGUGGAGGCUGGCAGCGGGUACGAGGCAGUGAGUGAUGCUGAAGCCGAUCUGUAAAUCAGGAUGAGCACUACAGAAGGAGCUGGGCCCCCUGAACGUGAUGACGAGGCGCGUGUAGUGCAGAUCUACACCAGGCUUCCCCAGGACACGGCCACCUACUGUCCCCUGCAGGUCAGUGCUGGGGACACGGCGAGGGCAGUCAUCCACAAUGCCGUGGUCACUCUGGGCCUGGAUGCCUGCCAGACGUACAGCCUGCUGGAGGUCAGGAGACCUGGGAGAGAGGAAAGGUUGCUGGAGGCCGGGGACUGCCCUUUGGAGAGAGUCCUUCUGUGGCCGCCAGGGGCACAGAGGUGGCACCCUCAGAGUCAUGGGUACUAUUUCGUUGUGCAGGACCAGCAAGCCAACAAUGGAGGCAACCAAGUAGAAAACAACAGUAAGGACUAUGAUGAUCUCUGUAACCUCCAAACUGUGACUGAGGAGGGUAUUCUGGAGGCUUUACGCCAGCGCUUCUACAGGCUCAAAAUCUACACCUACGCCAGCAACAUCCUCAUUGCCAUCAAUCCCAAUACAUUCCUACCUCUUUACUACAAUCCCAAGUAUGUCAAGAUGUACGAGAACCAGCCACUGGGCAAACUAAGCCCUCAUAUAUUUGCCAUAGCAGACGUGGCCCUCCGUGCAAUGCUGAACCGGCAGGUCAACCAGUGUAUUGUGUUGUCUGGCGAGAGUGGCUCAGGGAAGACUGAGAGUAGCAGUUAUCUCAUCCACUGCCUGACUGCCCUCAGCCAGAAGACUUACUCCAGCGGACUGGAGCGGACCGUCCUCGGGGCCGGCCCGGUGCUAGAGGCCUUUGGCAACGCUAAAACAGCAAAGAAUAACAACUCCAGUCGCUUUGGGAAGUUCAUCCAGCUCAACUAUCUGGAGAGCGGUGUCAUCAGAGGGGCAGUUAUUGAGAAGUACCUACUGGAAAAGUUCCGCCUGGUGUCCAGAGAUCAAGGGGAAAGGAACUACCACGUGUUUUACUAUCUGCUGGUGGGCGCGUCCAAAGAAGAGCAGGAGGAGUUUCAUCUGUUAAAGCCGCAAGAUUAUCUCUACCUCAAGCAGGAAGACCUCCAUUUAGAUGAUGAGGAGAAACUUGGGCAUGAGUACAAGAGGCUCCAUCAAGCUAUGGAGAUGGUUGGCUUCCUGGCUUCCACCAAGAAACACAUAUUUUCCAUCCUCUCUGCCAUCCUGCACCUGGGCAAUGUGACGUACACCCAGUCAGAGGACACGCACGUCCUGGAUGUUGGACCUGCGGAAGUUUUGUCCACACUGUCUAACCUGCUCAAAGUGAAAAAGGAGCUACUGGUUAAGACUUUGACCGAGAGGAGAGUGGUGACCGCCAACACCACCUCAGUUUCACAGUACACACUACAAGAGGCCUCCACAGUGCGAGACUCCAUGGCCAAGUGUUUAUACAGCGCUCUGUUUGACUGGAUCAUCCUUCACAUCAACCAUGCAAUGUUCAACAGACGGGAUAUGGAGGAGUCGGUCCCCUGUUUGUCCAUCGGUGUCCUGGAUAUGUUUGGAUUCGAGAACCUCCAGACAAACAGCUUUGAGCAGCUGUGCAUCAACUACACUAAUGAGAAACUGCAGCAUUACAUCAACCAGCACGUCUUCAAGCUUGAGCAAGAAGAUUAUGUGGCAGAGGGCAUCACCUGGCAAACCAUCGACUACACUGACAACAGCGGCUGCAUUCAGCUGAUCAGCCAGAAGUCAACUGGACUCUUUGCCCUGCUGGAUAAGGAGAGCAACGUCCCUCGGGCCACAGAUGAAACCCUGUUGGACAAGUUGAAGCAGCAACAUGGGGACAACCAUUUAGUUGUUCCCUCCUCACAUGCAGAGCCUACUUUUGUCAUUCAACACUUUGCUGGAAAGGUUGAAUAUCACAUCAAGGAUUUCCGGCAGAAAAAUACGGAGUACAUGCGUCCUGAAGUCGUAUCACUUCUACGGAGCAGUGAGCGGGCGUUUGUUCAUCACUUGGUUGCAUCCAGUCCAGAAGCCCUGUUCAGAUGGGGAGUUCUCCGAGCCACCUUCCGCAUCCUCACAGUGUUCAAGAAACUGGGACGCCAGCGGGCCGAAUCAAUAUCUGCCCAACGAAGAUCCCGCAAAACCCUCAAAGAGAUGAAACAGCACAGCAGUGCUGUCGAGAGACUGUCCAGCAACAGCUUGACUCUGGAUUUCUCCUUUGAUCGCUCUGAUGAACAUCCUCUUGAUGUGUUUGAAGACAUCUUUGUUAAUUAUGAAAAGAGAAAGAAAAAUCGAGGCAGUCGACAAAAGCAGCUCAUUCCAAAGAACCUCAUGGACUUGCAGUCCCUCAGACAUAUUGUUGGUCUCGCCGCGCAUGACCGAACCAGCAAAUUCAUCUUCCACCCUCAUCGGAGGACCAAGCCCCCGACGGUUGGCACUCAGUUCCAGACCUCUCUCGGAAAGCUGAUGGAGACAAUUGAAAAAGCCGAGCCAUUCUUUAUUUUCUGUGUUCGCUCCAACGCUGAAAAGAAGGAGCUGCUCUUUGAUGAGGAACUUGUGCUUCAGCAAAUCAAGUACCAAGGCAUACAGCAGAUAGUUCACAUCCAGAAGUCCGGCUACAGCGCCAAAUACACAUUCAAGGAAUUUGUUGAGAAGUUCAGAAUGUUGCUUCCAAAAGGAGCUGCUUUAACGCCGGAGCACAUAACUGAACUGUUUGAGAAGAUGGCGCUGGAUAAGACCAAUUAUCAAAUAGGAAAAACCAAGGUGUUCCUCAAGGAGAAGGGGAGGCAACUGCUCCAAGACACUCGCAACAAAGAAGUGAUGCGGCAGAUCAUCAUCCUGCAGCGCUGGUUCCGUGCCUGUCUGUUAAGGCUACACUUCAGGCAAAAAAAAGAUGCCACAAUGAUUAUACAGAGAAACUGGCGUGAGUUUUAUGAGAACCAAAACCAAGCUGCUACGGUGAUCCAGACAGCGUGGAGGAGUUUGCUGAAGAAGUCAAAGCACCAACAAGAGAAGGAGGACGAUAAGAACACGUCCGACACCCGGCCUGGGCGGGACAGCUUGACAAAAAAGCAGUUAACGAGGCAGCAUAAAGUGGAGCUCAGCCCGAGCCGGACCCAGCAGAAGUCCAGGAGCAGAGAGAAGCGAGAAGGGAGAGGAUCCCCUCCCCUGCUCAACAGGCCCCUCUCCCUCCCACUGGACCCUAUAGGUUGCAAUGAUGACCGCUGCACCAGCCCCUCUAAAAGCAGCUUGCUACAGCGCUACACAGAUAUCGAGGGCUUCAAGGAGAAGGCUGAGAGGUGGAAGGAAAGAAAAAGCGAGGGCGAACGGACGGAUGAAUCAAGUCCAGAAAUAGGGCGGCGACCAGACGUUCAGAAGAAUGAGUUUCAGCUCAAAGGGAAAUCCAUGUCUGUUGAUGAACUAUCAAAGAUCAGCUCAUCAGGCUCUGAUAGCUCACCCUCUACAAACGAGGUCAGGGUGCGUCUCCGCAAGCAGCCCAAACGCAAGCGGCGCUUAGCCUACCCCCGCAGUGGCCUAAUGGUGAACUUUGGGGGCUCCAAAGAGAGCGAGUACUGGAGCUUUCCGCUGCCUCCCAUCAGCCCCCAUGUGGCCAGCCUGAAGAGUUCGGCCAGUAGCGUGGAUGUCCGGGCCGUCAAAUCCCAGGUCAAGAUACCAACAGAAACUGAUGGGGCAAGGUUCAGUUUUCUAGCCAGAAGCACCAAUGAGGACUCGGGACAACAAGGAUCUAACCAAUCGCAACUCACAACUCCAGAGAAGAUUUGGUUUCUCAGUAAAUUCCUGAAAAAGCGGGCGCCUAAAUAUUCCCCAGUCAACGAGCCUCCAUCAAAUACAGCAGUCACAUUGGCCAACUACACUCCACAUUCCUACCACAGCCCAAAUCAGAGCAGUGAGAUGGUCCGCCGAAACCCGACCAUUCGAAUCAGCCGUGCCACUCGGGCGUUGCAGUGCAACACGUCUCUGGAGCGUGAGAUCACCGACACCAACGAGCUGCGAAACCUGGACGAAUUCCUCGGCAUUCAGGUGAAUGAGCUGCAAAGUAGAAUAAAAGAUCUGUCGCCAACAGAGAGCAUCUUCCUCACAGCCACGAUGCAGUUCAGAGAUACCAUCAAAGGCAUGUACUCUGUCCAGAAGCCCCAAAUCGGCUACAAAGAUCUGAUGAAGGGCUACCACAACAAAGUGAACACACUAGCAGGGUCCAAGAAGAAGAAGACCGAGGUCUCAUUGGUGGUCAACUUGUUUCAGUCUGUGCUGGACGGCUUCAUAAGGGGCGAGCUAAAACGAGUGGAGUCUGAACCAGCCAAGACGACGAAGAAGAAGAAGAAGAGGAGGAAAAAGGACACAUGUCCUAAUAGUCCUCUGGAUCACCUGUUCAGCACAUACCAGGUGAACAUUAUGCAGUCGUGUGACUUGUGUGGCUCCUACAUCUGGGGAAUGGAGAAAGCCUACAUGUGCAGUGCUUGCAAGUUAAUAUGUCACAAGAAAUGCCUGAGCAAAAUCAUCACAGACUGCUCGACACGGUGUGCCAGACAGGAUGACAGUAUACCAGGCUCCCUUCACUUUGGGGUCCAGGUGUGUGUCCUCACCAGUAAAGCCGUCCCUGUGCCCAAAGUGGUGGAGUUGCUCCUGUUGUACGUGGAGCUGAACGGCCUCUACACGGAGGGUAUUUACCGCAAGUCGGGCUCAACCUGCCGAGCGAGGGAGCUCCACCAGAUUCUGGAGACGGAUCCUGAAAGGCCAUGUUUAGACAGCUACCCCAUCCACACCAUCACAGGUCUGGUUAAACGUUGGCUCAGAGAGCUGCCGGACCCCCUCAUGACCUUUGCCCUCUACAGUGACUUUUUGCAUGCUGUGGAGCUGCCAGAGAAAGCUGAGAGGAUACGGGCUGUAUACCAAAAGGUUGAUGAACUUCCGCUAGCUAAUUACAACACGUUAGAGCGACUCAUCUUUCACCUUGUCAGGGUUGCAAAGGAGGAAAAGCACAAUAAGAUGUCACCAAGCUCUCUUGCUAUCGUGUUUGCCCCCUGCAUCCUGCGUUCACCUGAUGUGGAUGACCCCUUCCUGGGUAUGAAGGAUGUGGGCAAGACUACAAUGUGUGUCGAGGUCCUGAUCUCUGAGCAGUUCAGACGCUACAAUGAGAAGAUGCAGAAUAUCCAGGAGCUGGAAUACGCAGAGGCCCUGGCUGUCAAUCAGCUCAAACUGAGGAGACAGAAUACGCUCGUUGAAAAGCCUUCACAGCUGGAUGUUCCAGACCAAGCAAAUUCUGAUGAAAUAGAGAGGACCCUCAUGGAGAGGAUCAAAUCCAUCAAGCAAGAAAAGGUGGACUUGGCCUGCAGGUUACCUGACCUGGAGCAGGAGCAAUCUGACAAUGACAACCUGGACUCGUCGUCGUCGAUGAGCUCAGAGAGUCUCGAGGAAAGCCUGGACUCGGAAGCAAGAAAGGUGACCAUGCGAUUGAAAACCCAGAAACCCAACUGCCCACCUAAACCUGCUGAUCUGGCGCAGAGAGUCAGAAGUCUGAUGGCUCAGAAACAUGAUGCACAGACUGAGUUUGUGUCAGGACGAAAGACAGAUGUUACCAAAUCCAUGUGCUUCCUGCCCAGCCCAGCCAACCCCUCCCCCGACAACGAGCCCCAGAUCACCAACAACACUUCCAAUAGGAACUUUGAUGACCUGGACAUCCCGUACAUCGAUGAGGAUGAAGAUUUAACCUGCACAUAACACCACACGUUGUAAUAAUUGGAAUAUUCUCAAGUAUGUGUUCAAAGAAGAUUUGUGAAUAUCAAAAAAAUAACUGCACUUUGUUUAUUUUUCAAUGCUGCUAUGAAAACAAAGUGCUUUGAGGUAGUUGAUGGUACGGACUGUCCCGUCAGGGUUUUUAUAACUGGAGGAGGAGAACAAAUAGCAAUUACUACUAAGCCUCUUUAUAUUCUAUGCACUGGAUGUGAUUUUAAACAAAUUUCAGAAUUGUACAGUUCACAUUUUAUGAAAGGUAGGUACUUAUGUGAAGCUGUGUGACGAGCUGUGUUUCAUCUAUAGACAGAAACAUGGAUAGCAAUUAAGGAUACAAGUCCCUCCUUUACUAGUAAACAUUAUUUUGAGCUCCACUACUGUGGUAGUAAUGGGAUGUUAUGGUGUUUGUGGGGAAACAAUGUUGUGUACGUGUACCAAAACACGUAGGAGAAGAAUAAGUUAUUCUGCAUUAUUCAAAUCAACAUUGCGUUUUGGGGCUCUCAUUGAGUGCAUUGUUCAUCUUUUCCUGUGGUAUUGCUGUGACCGACCACCGAUCCAAUACACCUGUAAGGGGAAAGGUCAUUGCCGUUCUUUUAGACUGACUGAAAAUACUUGCCUCUGUAACUUCUCUUGGUAUUGCUAGGCUGUGCAAUUUCACAAAGUAAAUGUUUUUGAAUAGUCAUAUAUUAAAAUAUGCAUACCUGUACAUUUUAUAUGGAAUAAUUCAUAUUGGGAUGAAAAUCCUAAGGGUUUGACUUGUAUAAUAAACUGACCAAUUUCAAAUGUC